UCAACAGCUGCUACAUGAGCAACGAGUCCUUCACUGCUCUGGCCCUGGCGGUGUCCUAUCUGCGCACGGUGGAUAUUUCCUGGUGUAAAGUGGUUGGCGGUCACUUGGCGCUCCUGCUGGAUGCUCUGCAGCCAUCAGUCGUCAGCGAGCUCCGUCUUUGCAGCUGCGAGCUCACCACUGAUGACAUGCAACAUCUGGCUGCCGUGUGCAGACGGGGCUGUCUCUCCUCACUCCGUGCACUGGAUCUGUCCUACAACAGCUUGGUGGGAGACAACGGUUGGUGCAGUCUGUUUGCAGCAGGAGGUCUGGGCUCUCUGGAAGACGUGGAUGUCAGUUUUGCGACCUUCAACCUUCUGCUCCGUGCUCAGCCUGGCUGCCCGCUCUGCUCCGAGCUCUGCCUCAAAUGCCGGGGCGCUGGCUCGACUGGCCAUGCAGAGUGGACAGCUGACUGUCAGGAGGAGAGAGGCAGCUGA
Molecule: messenger RNA, 473 nt
Organism: Maylandia zebra (zebra mbuna)
Lineage: Eukaryota; Metazoa; Chordata; Actinopteri; Cichliformes; Cichlidae
Source: RefSeq, a predicted model, not a curated record